GCGCGGUGCAUUAGAACGAACGUGCGCGCACGCUCAGCUGCAGUCGCCGAUGAAGCUGUACGCCUGGCUGUACGUUGCGCUGCGUAGAAUAAGAGACCUUCAUAUCUCUAGCAGCUCAUUUGCUUCCAGAACACUUUGACGGUGCUCCUCGCAGUGACAUUGUGCGCCCCCUGUGCUCCGGAAUACGCAAUCAGUGGUUGCUGCUUGAACUGUGGCAACAUCUGCACAACAACCAAUCGACCAGCAACCACCAGAACCCCGCAGUGCCCGUGUGCGCGCGUUCUAAACGAAGUGAAUUAGUUGGUCGGCUAUUUUUAGACUGUACUAAACCCAUCGGCGGCACCCAUCGGAGAGACGGAGUGGAGAACGCGAGUUGCUCGUCCGCCUAGCAGGAGACCGAAGCCGUGCUGCGCGUGCAUACACCCAGUGAACCGCUUAUCUCGGGCCUUUUUCGACCGCGCCUCUUAUCAGUGAGUGUGUAAACCAACGGAACGAAACACGAUUAGAGCUCUCGACGGUUGGCUUGACAGAAGGACCACCACUGGAGAGUUAUGAACACUGGUGUGUGCUAGCAGCUAUUGGAACGGAAACCACCAGCUCCAGCCAGCAGUAGCAGCAUCAGCAAAAGUAGCAGCGGCAGCGGCACACAUGGACAACUUAUCGGCGGAACUGUGCCACCCCGCAGCAUGGAUGUACCGUCUAUGGUACAGCGUUCCGGGGAUCAACUAAUCGUUCGGCGCGUCGUGAGCGGUGAGCAAGUCAUUCUCGGCAACUACAUCAAGUCGGAGCAAAGCCCCGAACCAGCGGUCGUUGACGACGUGCAGCCCCAGUCACGGUUGCCCCAGUGCCGAGUGAAGCGCAACUAUACGUGCAGUCACUGUAACUACUGCACGCAGAACCCUCGAGAUUAUCUGACCCAUCUGCGGGACACGCACGGUGAGAAGAUUGUCAUUAACGAGUGUAAACGAUGUCUGUACGCGUCCCGACACUACCAGAAGCUGGUGCGCCACAUGAAGAUGGUGCAUGGUUGCAACGUGGAUGCUGCAACGCCAUCAUCAUCAACGCCAGCAGAUAGAACCGAAUUGCCGGAAGCCACACAACGACCUUUUGUAAAACGCGAGGCGCUGAAACCGCCGAAAGGACGCCGUUCGUACGUUCGAACACAGAAAUUGCGAGACUCUACACUCGAUAAUAGCAUCUUAUUUCAACAACUUGUUGCAUCCGGCUUGACGGAUCUAUUGCAAGCCGUGGGUGACUCUUGGAGCUUUGCUAGUGCAGAUAAUCGAUCGAUCGAAGACGCCUUGAAAGUUGAGAUGGAUAAUACGAGACCGCUUGAUGAGCACGCGAACAAGAUGCGCAAAUCAAUGGAAGACGUGGAUUCGUCACCGAGAAAGAGGAACCGACCGAUACCAAAUCUCAUUCCCCUGGCGGCGUCACCGCCGGCAGCAGCCGGUGUCCGGUCGGAGAAGGAACUCCUCAAACCGGUACCAAUGUCAACCCUGAUGCCCCCGGAACCAAAGGACCAACCGAACCAGCCUCCGGUAGAUUUUCCAAUCGGCCUGGCAUCGAGCCGCAUAUCGAUAAACCUAGACACGCACACCAAGUGUACCUUUUGUGAGCUUUCGUACGAUUCGACAAUCGAGUUGGCCAAUCACAUAGCAACGGCCCACAAGGAGGACCUGAUCGCUUCGUUGCUGCAGAAAUCCAUCGACGAUAGCAAGCAGAACGUAUUCCUGCAAACCGAUACCGACAGUGCAUCGAGUGACAUGUGGAAAACUUUGCUAGAAAGUAGUCUGUGCCCCCCGGAGAGUGCGCCAAAGGGUGCGGACGGGUCGGAAUCGAGUGCGCGACCGAGCGUCGUCGAUGUGGACGACGAAGUGGAAAUCAUGGAGAACAAAUCGGAAACCUAUUGUGGAGUGGAAACGGCGCCUGGCUAUGGCGAGGUGACCAAUACGAUACCCGCUGGCCAACCGAAUCCGCCGGGAGUGAUGAAGAAGGUUUUCAAAUGCCCGCACUGUUCCUUCUGGGCUUCCACGGCGUCACGCUUUCACGUGCACAUCGUUGGCCAUCUGAACAAGAAGCCCUUCGAGUGUUCGCUCUGUUCUUAUCGCUCGAACUGGCGCUGGGACAUCACGAAGCAUAUCCGGCUGAAAACGAUCCGAGAUCCAAGCCACAAAAACGCUGGCGUGCUGAUGAACGACGAAACGGGGCGCCGGAACUACACCAAAUACAACAAGUACAUUACGCUGAUGCAGAUCACGGACAACAGCGUGAAGGACACGACGGGCUCGUACAGCAAAACCCUUGGCGGAAAUGCCGUCUCGGACCUGAUAACGGCCUGCAACAUCGAUCUGCAGGCGAUUGCCAACAUGGCGGGCUUCAAACUGUUGAUGCAAGAUGGCAAACAACCGUCGGAGGAACUGGAUUCGACUGGCCAAACCGCAACGUCAGCCGUAGAAUUGUGCGACUUGAAAUGCCAAAUCUGCGAUUACAGAGGAACUUCUAAAGAGGAGCUUAUGCUGCACCUUGCAAACUCACACAUCGGCCUGGGAAACUUUGCGUUAGAAGACAUUGACAAUAGUGGCGAGAACGAGCAGGUGGUCGAGCGAGGAUCCAGCAAGCCCAAGAACUGUACGACCAGCACGGUUUCCAAUUCCGGCACGCCCACGCCAUCCACCUCGUUCAGUAGCCUAAGCAAACCUACAGCUAACACUAGCAAUGAUAGCUCUACUAAUGGGACACUAACUACUUCUUCUUCCGGUGCGGGCGAGCGGGCAUGCCUGACCGAACUGGGUGACAGACUGGGUGAAGGUGAUAAUGGGUCCCAAAAGGUAGCUAUGCCCACGUGGCGACACAAUGCACCGUACCGCUGUGGCCAUUGCCAUCAAGUCUCUAACUGGAAACAUGUAAUUCAGAGACAUUGCCGCUUGAAGCACAAUGGAAACGUGUUCAUUGAGCUAACGAACACGGAACGAGAAGAUGGGAGCGAGAUCGAUGGCCACAGAGGUGGCAAACAGGGUGGCCAAACUUCCUUCUACGUAGUGGACGAGGGAUCCAGCAUGUCAACCGUUCCACCGCUAGCUCCAUUCAGCAUGGACGAGCCAGGCUAUUCGGCUAGCAGUCUGGAGCCGAUAGUGGAAAUUAAUGACAAAGAUACGGCCGAUCUGAUAGGUUUGGACAAUAUUUUAGCUUCCACGAUGACACUGCCCCACGAUGGCUUCAGUCUGGACCAUCCAGACAACGAUUCAUCGCAGGGCGGCAUGCAGCUGCAGUGUGUUUCCUGUGACUUUCAUGCGGAAUCACUCAACCAACUCACCGAGCACUUGCAGCUGCACAUUGUCAAUGGAACCCCCGGUGGACAGACCGGCGUGGACACGGAUGGUGAAAACAUCGAAAUACUAGCCCAGGGCACGGUGCCCACGUGUCUGUACUACUGUCCCAAGUGUCCGGCAAGAUUCUUCCACGAAAGCCAUAUCGUGCUGCAUCUGGAGCAUCACGAACCGAACGAUCCGUCGCAAUCGGUGGAAGCGAGCGCCGUAUGUCGCAUUUGCUCCUACCGCUCAGCUACCGAAGAGGAACUGGAGCAGCAUUCCGAAGUUCACACGGCGCAGUACAACAAAAAUACCACAAAUUUGCAACUCUUCUUGGACGAGCACAGCAUCUACCGUAAACCGACGCUGGCGUUGCUGCUUAGAAAUGGAGAACAGGUUCUUGCAGUCGAUCCAACGACAGCAACAGCAGCAGCAGCACCGGCGACCAACGGGGGCAGAUCGUCAUCGGUGAAACCUUCGGACGUGGCAUCCAGCUCUAGAAAGAUGAAACGAUUAAAGCCGGAUCAUCAUCAGCACACCGAUCGGACACACCGGGGCAACACCGAGGAGAAGACACCGGCGAUCACGAAGCCCACGAUCUUGCUGUGCAAAUAUUGUGAUAAUACGUUCGACGGUGAGGUGGCGUUGAACGCGCACGUAAGAAGCCACUUCACGGCAGUGCUGACCCCGUCGGCGGUGACGUACUACGCGUCGCUAAAUAACACGUUAAACAAGGAGAACAAGUUCGAGUUGGUUGUGUCAGGGACGCAGACCACGAUGCCUUUGCGCUACGUUUACGACAACGGCCGCAGGAAGGAAUGGAGCACCUUCUCCAAGUCGGAGAGCGUUUUGUUGAAACUUUGAGCAUUGUUUUGUGCAGUUAGUUUAGUUUGUUGACUCUUUUUCUAAUGUAAAACAUCCUACUAGGGCUCGGGGAGGUUCUUAGAGCCGCCCCACUUACCACGUAUUCUAGAGCGCAUUGGCCUUUUUCCCGCUUCCACCGAGAAGUUCGUUCACAUUAUUAUGUUGGGUAGUUUAGUUUUGUGACAUAAUCACGGCACUUGUAGCGCAUGAAGUAUAUUAUUAAUAAAAAAAUAAUAAAAAUCCAAUGAAACAUCCA
Molecule: messenger RNA, 4431 nt
Organism: Anopheles aquasalis
Lineage: Eukaryota; Metazoa; Arthropoda; Insecta; Diptera; Culicidae
Biological process (GO): positive regulation of transcription by RNA polymerase II
Cellular component (GO): nucleus
Source: RefSeq, a predicted model, not a curated record